CACAUGGUUCAGUCAGCUGACGCUGCUAACGCUCGGCAGCUAGGACAGGAUCGGACGGUUCUUCUUCUUCUUCUUCUCCCCGGACAGGCAGAGACGAAUCAGACAGGAUGCCUUUCUCCGAGCUUUACUUCAACGUCGACAACGGCUACCUGGAGGGGCUGGUCCGAGGAUUCAAAGCGGGGAUCCUGUCGCAGGCGGAUUAUUUAAACCUCGUCCAGUGCGAGACCCUGGAAGAUCUGAAGCUCCACCUGCAGAGCACAGACUACGGCAGCUUCCUGGCCAACGAGGCGUCUCCUCUCACUGUGUCCGUCAUCGACGACAAGCUGAAGGAGAAGAUGGUGGUGGAGUUUCGCCACAUGAGGAACCAGUCGUACGAGCCGCUCGCCAGCUUCAUGGACUUCAUCACGUACAGCUACAUGAUCGAUAACGUCAUCCUGCUGAUCACGGGCACCCUCCACCAGCGGGCCAUCUCCGAGCUGGUGCCAAAGUGUCACCCGCUGGGCAGCUUCGAGCAGAUGGAGGCAGUCAACAUCGCUCAGACCCCCGCCGAGCUCUACAACGCCAUCCUGGUCGACACUCCCUUAGCUGCUUUCUUCCAGGACUGCAUAUCUGAACAGGACUUGGAUGAGAUGAACAUUGAAAUCAUUCGUAACACGCUCUACAAGGCUUACCUGGAGGCUUUUUACAAGUUCUGCUCCAACCUCGGAGGAACCACGGCCGACACCAUGUGUCCCAUUCUGGAGUUCGAGGCCGACAGGAGAGCCUUCAUCAUCACCAUCAACUCGUUCGGCACAGAGCUGUCCAAGGAGGAUCGCGCCAAGCUCUUCCCACACUGCGGCAAGCUUUACCCAGAAGGUCUUGCUCAGCUGGCCCGGGCAGAUGACUACGAGCAGGUCAAGGCCGUCGCUGAUUUCUAUCCCGAGUACAAGCUGCUGUUCGAGGGAGCCGGCAGCAACCCGGGCGACAAAACACUGGAGGACCGAUUCUUCGAGCAUGAGGUGAAGCUGAACAAGCUGGCCUUCCUCAACCAGUUCCACUUCAGUGUCUUCUACGCCUACGUCAAGCUGAAGGAGCAGGAGUGCAGGAACAUCGUGUGGAUCGCCGAGUGCAUCGCCCAGCGGCACCGCGCCAAGAUCGACAACUACAUUCCAAUCUUUUGAGCCUACUCUUCGUGACCUCCCGUCUCUUCCUCCUUCUUUGUCCCACCAUCAUUUCAUUCAGUCUCAUGUCUUGAACAGUAUCUCUACUCUCACCUCGGUGUUAAAGAUUCUGAUGGAUUGAUGCUAAAUUAUUUCCAUUCUUCACUCGUGGCUGUAAAUUGGUUUCCCGGCUCACUAUUACUCAGACAGUAAAAACACAGUCGACUUAAAUCCAGUUUUAAACUGGAGAAGAAUCACAUGAGCCUGAUCCAGCAGAGGUACUUUUAUCAGCUCACCUGAUAAAGGAGGCAACUCAUUUGACUUUCAAACACUUUUAGCUCUGAUUGUCCAAACUUCCUGAGGCACGGUGUGUCUUCAUGCGGCACACCUUGUCUACUUGACACAUCGGCUAGUAAAAACAGUAAAGGAAUAUCCAAGUUACUAAGCUGACACACACGAGAACAGGGAAAUCUUGGAAGUGAAGUGAAGCUUGAUCUAGAUUACUGUAAAUAAUCCAUUUAGGGUUGCUCUCCAGGCACAUGAAACAUUUAAAUGUUCAGUGUACUGAAUGUUUUGGAUUCAUCACCUACCAAAAUCAGUAAAAUGACAAAAGUUAAUGUUCAUACCAGAACGUCACGGACACGAAAACAUUCCUCCACCAGAUUCUACAUAACCAUUUAUUUAUUUCUGUUUUUAGUGCUUAGGUUUUGUCAGCAUGUCUGGUCAUUACUGUGGUUUACCCCCCCUCCCAAAAACUUAACGAGUGAAAUGUGUGAGCCCAACCUGAUUACCUGUUUGAAACUAGAUUGUUGUUGGAUAUUAAAAAAUACAACAGCUUGAACGGGAGCGUCCAGUCCUCCAGUCCCGUGGUCCUGUUUGAACUCUUCAAAAUUUCUGUAAAUGAACAAACUGGAACGAAGCAAAAUCUAGUGAGUAUGACACAGACUUAAUGUUUAAAGUAUACAAAGAUAUAGAUAUUUAAAGACGAGUAUAUGAUUGUUUUUUGUUUUUUUCUCAUGCUGUAAAAAUUGAUUUAUUGCUGGUUUGAUCUGUUUCUUACUUGUGAGAUGUGUAUUGUAAAUGUGACAGAAAUUAAACAGACUAAACUGCGCUCACGGA
Larimichthys crocea (large yellow croaker) is the source of this 2258-nucleotide messenger RNA. RefSeq names its product V-type proton ATPase subunit d 1. Gene Ontology annotation, biological process: proton transmembrane transport. Gene Ontology annotation, molecular function: proton-transporting ATPase activity, rotational mechanism. The coding region runs from base 108 to 1160 and encodes 350 amino acids. The transcript is spliced from 8 exons. Gene Ontology annotation, cellular component: proton-transporting V-type ATPase, V0 domain. The record is from RefSeq and is a predicted model, not a curated record. NCBI's taxonomy places the organism in Eukaryota, Metazoa, Chordata, Actinopteri, Sciaenidae.